Molecule: messenger RNA, 1332 nt
Organism: Colletotrichum acutatum
Lineage: Eukaryota; Fungi; Ascomycota; Sordariomycetes; Glomerellales; Glomerellaceae
Product: oligomeric golgi complex component, COG2-domain-containing protein
Exons: 1
Coding region: 318-1250 (310 amino acids)
Biological process (GO): intra-Golgi vesicle-mediated transport; Golgi organization; protein transport
Cellular component (GO): COG complex; membrane
Source: RefSeq, a predicted model, not a curated record
AAGCUACGUUAAGCUAUCCGUAUCUAUCCAACUCCAUCCCGCCCAAAAUCGACCAACAGCUGCAAUUCGAACCACCCACCUCUCAACCGCAAAGCUCCCCAACAAUUCCCGAUCCCGGUUCCCUAGCCUCGAGAUAGCUCCCUUGCCUAAAUUUGACGUCGCCUUUGCUCCGAGCUACAAUAUCUUUGCGCCGAACCUCAACCACCGAGCAGCCGCAGUCGCCGCCGCCGCCGCCGCACCGCCUCUGAAAGGCUCAAAGCACAACAUCCACCCUAACCCCCAAAGCAACGGGCCAACGGGCAAAACCAAACAAGGCCAUGGCCAAUCUCGGCAUCCAAUCGCCAACGCGGCAAACCGCCGCCUUCCACCUCCCCUCCUCUUCCUCCUCCUCCGUCGCCUCCGGCUCCGGCUACGAAGACGACGACGCCCCGCUCCCUUUCCCCGCCGCCCUGCCCCGAUCCGACUUCCUCGCCCCCGGCUUCCACCCGGCAAACUACCUCUCCGCCCUCCCGCACCGGCACCAGACCCUCGACGACCUCAAAGCCGAGCUCCGCGACCGCAGCGCCGCCAUCAGCGCCGAGCUGCUGGAGCUCGUCAACGGGAACUACACCGCCUUCUUGUCUCUGGGCAACGAGCUGCGCGGCGGCGAUGAGAGGGUUGAGAAUGUGCGUGUCGCCAUGCUCGGGUUUCGGAGGGCCGUGGAGGAGAUCAAGGGCAAAGUGAGGACGCGCGGGGAGGAGGUCCAGGGGUUGAGCGGGGAGUUGAGGGAGGUGAGGAGGGGGAUUGAGGCCGGGAGGAAGAUGCUUGAGUUGGAUGAGCGGGUAUCUUCGCUCGAGGAGCGGCUUGCGCUUGCGAGCUUGCCGGGGAAGGGGAAGACGGGUACCGGCGAGGGAGAGGAAGAUGACGAUGACUGGGACGCGGAUGACAGCGAGGAGUCUGACGAGGAAGAGGAUGAUGACGAUGUAGCCGGGCUGGUGGGUAGCAGCCCUGCGAAGCUGGCGGGGUUUGCGCAAGAUUUCUGCAUUGUUGAAGCUCUUGCGGAUGCUAUUGGGAGGGAUGCCCCGUUCGUGGUCAAGGCUGAGGCUCGGAUGGUGAGAUGUCGGAACACGAUCCUCCUCGACCUGGGCACGGCGAUGAAGGAAGCACGCAAGGCGGGCAAGAAGGGCCAGGCGAGGACGGUCAAGUAUCUGGGCUUGUACGGAUUGCUUGACGCCCAGGCUGAGGCGAUCAGGGCCCUCAAGAGCAGCUGAGCAGGAUUGCAGCAGCACACGACAAACAGAACAAAAAGGCCAGCAGUCACAGAGUAGCGAUGCAUAUGAUACCCAAAUCAAA